Molecule: messenger RNA, 909 nt
Organism: Pedinophyceae sp. YPF-701
Lineage: Eukaryota; Viridiplantae; Chlorophyta; Pedinophyceae
Source: the annotation of a GenBank genome assembly
AUGAAGGUCAAGUGCCAGUACCGCAACGGGAAGGAGGUCGUGGCCGGGGGGGUCGCUGUUCCGGCGGGAGGGACCGUGCAGGACCUGAUUGACGCCAUCUUCAAGGCGAAGAAGCGGCUCCACCCCACGCGGCAGCGGCUGUCGCUGCCCCCUGCGCCCGAGCAGACCCGCGGCGCCGUCCUGGAGGCAGGAAAGAAGCUGUCAGACUACGGCCUCCGCGACGGCUCCGUAGUGCAGGUGAAGGACCUGGGUCCGCAGGUGUCAUACCGGGGGGUGUUUUUCUGGGAGUACUUCGGGCCGAUGGUCAUCUACCCGCUCUUCUUCUACUUCGCCGACAAGAUCUACCCCGCCCUCGGGCUGCCCGCCCCCGAGCUGCAGCAACAACAGUUCCUGGCGAUGGCGUACUGGGUCUUCCACUUCGCGAAGCGCAUUUUGGAGACGUUUUUCGUCCACAAGUUCUCCAACGCCACGAUGCCGGUUGCCAACCUGUGGCGCAACUGCUCGCACUACUGGCUCGCGGGCGCCUACGUGGGGUACUUCAUCAACCACCCGUCGUACACCGCGGCCCCGCUGGCCCAGGUCCAGGCCCUCCUCGCAGCUGCCCUGGUCUGCCAGCUCGGCAACCUCACUUGCCACGUCAUGCUCGCGCGGCUGCGGUCCGGCGGGAAGACGGGCUACCAGAAGCCGACGGGCUUCCUGUUCGACUUCAUCGCGUGCCCGAACUACACGUGCGAGAUCUGGGGGUGGCUGCUGUUCACUGCAGCCACGCGCACGCUCACUGCGGGGGUCUUCGCGCUCGCGGGCGCGCUCCCGAUGAUCGACUGGGCGCUCAAGAAGUACAAGCGCCUCAGGAAGCAGUUCGGCGACGACUACCCCAAGCGCUUCGUCAUCUUCCCGCCUCUGCUGUGA